This is a messenger RNA of Penicillium verhagenii, 576 nucleotides long. RefSeq lists its product as uncharacterized. The transcript has a single exon. The record is from RefSeq and is a predicted model, not a curated record. Bases 1 to 576 code for a protein of 191 amino acids. Lineage: Eukaryota; Fungi; Ascomycota; Eurotiomycetes; Eurotiales; Aspergillaceae.
AUGUGCCGCACAUUUGAUCCUCAGUCACUCGCCCAAGAAAACCCACGGAAGGAAAGAAAGCCACCGGGAAGAAAGCCCGGCGCUAGCACUUCGCUUAUCGGUCCACGCCCCCGCCGUCAUGGUCCUCGUGGCGCGUUCGUGAAUUACACAGCCGCGACAACAGGACGCGAUGGAAAACGCGUCACGCUAUUAACUUGCAACUCUUUACUCCAAUAUGCUGACCAGGAGAAAUAUGUCGGUUUCUUCUGGGACGCGUAUUUACCCGGAAGCAAAUCUUUCACGCCAGAAUCGGGACACUAUACCGCGAUCGAAUGGACCAAUAUUGCCCAGUCGCCGACUGGGGAUCUCUUGGCGGUGCGGCUCGCCAUUGUCGCCAACAGCCUUUGCAUGCUCGGGAUACGACACCGAGAAGACAAAAUGAUUCUACAAGGUCACCGAGUAUAUGGCCUUGCUCUCAGCGAAAUGCAACAGGCAUUAAAACGGCCCAGUCGACUUGAUAUGGAUGGCUCGCUGAUUGCGGCCUGGUUGAUUGGGCUCUUCACAGUGAGAUUGAACAAUUACGUUAAAAUCCAAUGA